AGCCCUGCCAGCCCAGGGUACCCCCCGGCAGAGUCUGCCCCUAACCUUGGCUCGGUUUCUCUCUCCCACAGAGCUGACAUCAUGAAGCAGCUGAUCAUUUGCACGCUGCUUCUCUGGGCCCCCGUGGGGCUGGCUGAGGCAUGUCCUGCGGGCUGCCAGUGCCAAGACCCCAAGACCAUUCUGUGUGCGGCCAGACGGGGCCACACUGUGCCUCGGGGGCUGCCCCCCAACAUCCUCUCCCUCUAUGUCUUUGAGAAUGGCAUCACAGUGCUCAACGAGGACAGCUUUACAGGCCUGCCUGCCCUCCAGCUCCUGGACCUCUCGCAAAACAAGAUCACCAGCAUCCAGAGAAACAUCUUCCAGCCCCUGACAGAGCUUGUCAACUUGGAUCUGUCCUCCAAUCAGCUGCAGGAGAUCACCAAUGAGACCUUCCACGGGCUGCAGCUGCUGGAGCGUCUCUACCUGCAAAAGAACAGGAUCCAGCACAUCCAUUCUACUGCCUUUGACACACUGGAGAACCUGCUGGAGCUGAAGCUGCAAAACAACCAGCUCCGGGCUGUGCCUCCCCUCAACCUGCCCAACCUCCUGCUGCUGGACAUUAGCUGGAACAAGAUCUCCACCAUCACACCAGGGGCUUUCCAUACUGUCAAUAUUGAGUCCCUGAAGAUUGCAGGGCUGGGUUUGACAAGCUUAAACGAGGAGCUCUUCCAGGCCCAGAACAACCUGCACGAGCUGGAUGUCUCUGACAACCUGCUGGAGCAUGUGCCGGCAGUGCUGCGGCGACUCGGGAGCCUUACCAAGCUCAGCCUGGCUGGCAACACCCGCAUCUCCCAGCUACUGCCAGAGGACUUCCACAACCUUCACAACCUCCAAGAGCUGGACAUCAGCAACCUGAACAUCAACACCAUCCCUCGGGAAUUCUCUAGCUUCUUCCCCAAGCUUCGGGCCAUGACAGCUGCUGGUAACCCCUUCAACUGCAUCUGCCCCAUGAGCUGGCUGGUGCAGUGGGUGAAUGCCAGCAGCGUGGUCCUCCGGCGGCCCGAGGAGACACGCUGUCACUUCCCUCCCAAAAACUCUGGCAAGCUCCUCCACCAUCUGCAGUACUCUGACUUUGGCUGCCCCACCACCACUACCACCAUCACCACCACCACCACCACCACCCCACGCACAACCACACUGCCACCACCUGCACCAUUCCCCACCAGCAGCCGUCCCGUGUUGCAGCCCAGCACCGCUGCUCCCACACAAGGGUCUGCAGCCCCCCAGGCCAGCUCCACGCUAGUGCCCUUCAGUGGCCCACUGGCUCCCACCAGCCCCCCAUCGCCCAUCUGUCCUCCUCGCACAUGUCUGAAUGGUGGCACUUGCCACCUGGGCACCCAAAACCUCCUAGAGUGCCUAUGCCCAGCAGGCUUUACUGGGACAUACUGUGAGGUGGAAGCGAGGGGGACAACGCCAGCCCUGGCCACACCAGCCCCACCACCUAGCCGUCGGAUCAGCAUCGCACAGGUCAGCAGCACCUCCCUCAAAGUGGACCUGCAGAACUAUAUCCAGUCCAAAGCCCAGCUGAAGGGCAUCCGCUUGAGCUACCGAAACCUCUCUGGGCCAGACAAGCGGCCAGUGAUGCUGCGCUUACCAGCUUCACUCUCUGAGUACACAGUGCGGGCACUGAAGCCCAACUGCACCUACCGCGUCUGCAUUGGGCCCCUGGGGGAGAAACUCUCCAAGGAGGAGCACUGCACUGAAGUUCAGACCUUGCCUGCCAGCCACCAGCAGCACUCACCUGUCACCCAGAGCAAGGACAGCAACCUGGCUCUCAUGAUUGUCCCUGCGCUGGGCGCCGCACUGCUGCUGGUGGUGGUAGUGACUGCUGGCAUGUACUACCGGCGGCAGCGCCAGGCGAAGGCGCAUGCUGGCAGCAGGGUGGAGGCUGGCCCACUGGAGCUGGAGGGGGUGAAAGCCUGCCUGGAGAACGGGGAUCUCAGUGGCCACAGCCACAAGGUACCGGAGGCGGCCAUGCACUCCAGUGAGUGUGAGGUGCCGCUCAUGCAAUCGCACUACCCCAGCAACAACAACACCCCAGGGCUCAAACCCUCCUAUUUCUGAACCAGGUGGGGUGUGGCAGCCAGGCAAGGCCUGGAUGGACAAGGGGUGAGCUUCAGCAACUUGGUCAUGUUCCUCUGGGGUGAGGAAUGGUGAGGAGUUCACCAAAUUAAGGCAGAAAGUCCCCAAACCCAUAACGUGCAAUUUCCAAGAGGCUGCCAGGCGUCAGGAGGAGACGCUUAUGUUCCCAGCAGUGCCUUGGUUUCUGUGACUCAACGCAGAACGUGGGCAGUGGGAAAAGGGGUUUGGGCUUUUAAUGUGGGGUUUGGGUGGGCUUAUUUUAGCUACUGCUAAAAUGAAAGCUGCGGUGGCUUGGCUAAGGGACACCCACGUGCUGGUAACAAGGGUCCUUUAGCGGAACAUGGCCUGUGACUCUCAACUCCCUGGAAGUCGAUGUGAGCAAUCAGGCCUGGCCGAGGUGCUGGGACCCUCGGGGCCCUCCCCAGGCCAAAGGAAGCACCGAGCAGACAAACCGGGAAUUGAAGCUUUAAGAACUCAGAGAGAAUAUUUAUACGUGGUUAUUUCCCAUUUCUUCUGGGAAAACUUUCUUUUUGUUGUCGUUCUAGUACAGGUUUGUGUACAGCUCUUUUUGUAAGGCAGACCAGAAAGAUGCCCUUUUUUUGUAAGAAAAGAAAUUAAAACACCACCAGUGAAAA
This is a messenger RNA of Pogoniulus pusillus (Red-fronted tinkerbird), 2756 nucleotides long. It is a transcript of the gene VASN, whose product is annotated as vasorin. Gene Ontology annotation, molecular function: protein binding. The transcript has a single exon. Bases 82 to 2103 code for a protein of 673 amino acids. Gene Ontology annotation, cellular component: extracellular matrix. NCBI's taxonomy places the organism in Eukaryota, Metazoa, Chordata, Aves, Piciformes, Lybiidae. The record is from RefSeq and is a predicted model, not a curated record.